AAAAAACGUUUUAUACGACAAAAGUAGCGACAAGCAAUAAAAUUAAGAAUUUUUCACAAUUUUCUCAUCCCCUUCGCUUGGAAAAGCAUCGGAAAAGAUGGAAAAUAGAAGAUAGAGCAACAACUACAUCAAAACGGCUGUUUUUGUUGAAAUAUAUUGGGCUUUCUUAAACUUUGAUGAAUUAUAACCUCAAAAAAGUUCCAUGACUUCACCCACUUCACCACCUCGGACCGCGGCUAAGUCCGGCUUUACCAACUGUAGCGUAAAAUGUUUUCAGCGCAAACCUCAAAUGUACCAAAUGUCAUAAAAAAAUUAGAUUUACAGUUUUUAUUGAGAUCCAAAAAAAUUAUUCCGUGAGAAAAUGAAUGCAGAGGAUCCACCUGAAGCUGUUUUCAUAAAAGUAGACCCAAAUUUUAUCCUAUUCAAUUCAGAAGAUCGUGAUGGAGGGCCGGGAAAUUCAGGAAUUCAUCCAAUUGAGGAGAGUUGGGUGAAGGAAGAACUUCCGGAUGACCCCAUAAGCUUCAAUCCCGUGGGGAAGAGUCCGGAAGUGGAAGCAUAUAGGAGGGAAGGAUUUAAGAACUUUGGCUGGAAGUUCUGGUGUAAAUUCUGUGAGAAGGGAUUCACCCAACGUAGCUUCCUUUUGCGCCAUGAAAUCAUUCAUACGGGCGCGAAGCCCUUUCGGUGCGAUAUCUGCUCCAAGACAUUCGGUCGGAAGGAUCAGCUGAAGCGUCAUCGGCAGGUUCAUGGAGAAGCCUGGGUAGAGGAUGAAGAGCCAGAUGAUGGGAAGUGCAAGAUUUGUGUGGAGAACUGUACUAAUAGGGAUCAUGGAGCUAUUGGGGAGGACUCCAAGCCUCCUGAGGAAGAUGCUGGGACGUCUGGAACCGCUGAAGGCAUGGAUGUAGCGCAGGAGGAUGAAAAUGAUGCAAAUUCAGGGAAUGAGGAGAUGAAAGCCAAAGAGAAGAAGUUCCUUUGCACCAUUUGUGGAGUUGGGUAUGCCCGGGCUGCUGAUGUUGCACGUCAUGAGCUCACACACACCGCUGAGCCUAAAAAGCCAAGUGUCCCAAUAAUCUGUGAAAUUUGCAACAAGACUUUCUCCCGGAAGGAUCACUGGAAGAAACAUAUGCGCCUGCAUGGGAUUUUCCUAGCUAAAGGGAGGCACAAAGGGUUUGCUGAGCAUGAAAAUCAAUGCAACUUCUGCGGGGAAGUUUUUCAGGAUAAAGAACAACUCACCUAUCAUCGUACCAUCCACGCGAAAUCCUUCACGAGUCAUUCAUGCUAUGUCUGCAAGGCGAUGUUUGAAACCACAGAAGAGCUACGAAGUCACUACAUGACCCACACGGACAUCAUUCAAGGAGAGACAGCGCAGGAACCACCAGCUACUACACCCAAAGAGACGCCGAAGAAGAAAUAUUCCUGCAAUCACUGCGAAUUGAGCUUCAUUAGUCGUUCGAAGCUCGCAAAGCAUCACCGGAAGCAUCAAAAUGCCAAAAAGUAUUCAUGCACCAAGUGCGGGAAGAGCUAUGAUGAUGAAUUUAAGCUGGAUCGACACAUGCGCGUCCAUUCCGGGACUACAGAUCAUGUCUGCCUCGUAUGCAAUCGACACUUUCCGGAAGCGAAGAAUCUCAAGCGGCACAUGAUGACGCAUACAGGUGAGAAGCCCUUUCAGUGUGAGUACUGUACCAAGACUUUUACGCAAUCCAGCAAUUGGGUACGGCAUCAGAAGGUCCACGAAGACCCGGUGACAGGUGAAAUGAAGGAAAUGAAGCCCCCAAAGGCGCCAAAGGAGAAGAAAAUAAAACCACAGAAGCAAAAAGAAGAAGCCCCAACAUUGAUCCCAAAGACGGAACCUAUAGACGAGGAAACGUACGAAAUUGAGACGCUGGAGGAGAAUUUUGACGAAGUACUGCAAACUCCGGACGCAGAGGCAUACCAAGGGGUUAAAGAAGAAAUGUUUGAGAUGCAAUUUAACGAGGAGGAGGACGAGGAGGAAGAAGAGGAACUCGAGGAAAUGAUCUAUGACUGCAUUUACUGCUUCAAAGCCUUCAUGUGUCGUGAGAAGCUCAAUGAGCACACAGUUGAGGUGCACAAGCAAGCCCGUGGGGUGUACUACAAAGAAAUUGUACCGGAAAAGAAGGAAAAGAUCUACAAGUGCAACUUGUGUCAGAUGAGCUUCUCCAAGACCUACGCCAUGGCACGUCAUAUGAAUCUGCACAAAGAAGAGAAGAAGUUUUGCUGCAACAUCUGCGGACGGGGCUUCGAUGAUGCCCCCAAGUUGGAGCAUCACAUGAAGAUCCACACUGAUGAUCGGAACAUCAAGUGCGACAUCUGCGGGAAGAGCUACCAAAGCGUACGGAAUCUCCGUCGGCACGAAGUAUCCGUUCAUGCUGAGGAUAAACCCUUCAAAUGCACAGAGGAGGGAUGCAGCAGAUCCUUCGGGAGACGCGAUAAAUACAUCUUGCACCUACAGACGAGGCAUAAACGCAGCCAAUUGUAGAAAAAUUUCCUGAUUCUGAUGAUUUUUUCCAGAAUUAUAUUAAUAUGUAUUUAUUGGUGGAUGGAAAGAUCUUGAAUUAAUAAAUUAUGACAAAAUUAUAAGUAAAAA
Messenger RNA from Lutzomyia longipalpis, 2602 nucleotides. RefSeq names its product zinc finger protein 271-like. The coding region runs from base 362 to 2494 and encodes 710 amino acids. NCBI's taxonomy places the organism in Eukaryota, Metazoa, Arthropoda, Insecta, Diptera, Psychodidae. Gene Ontology annotation, cellular component: nucleus. The transcript has 2 exons. The record is from RefSeq and is a predicted model, not a curated record.